This is a messenger RNA of Peromyscus californicus insignis, 2146 nucleotides long. It is a transcript of the gene St3gal6, whose product is annotated as ST3 beta-galactoside alpha-2,3-sialyltransferase 6. The transcript has 11 exons. Bases 596 to 1588 code for a protein of 330 amino acids. The record is from RefSeq and is a predicted model, not a curated record. Gene Ontology annotation, molecular function: beta-galactoside alpha-2,3-sialyltransferase activity. NCBI's taxonomy places the organism in Eukaryota, Metazoa, Chordata, Mammalia, Rodentia, Cricetidae. Gene Ontology annotation, biological process: glycolipid biosynthetic process.
UCCUGCGGCUGCCGCCCGGAGGGUCUCAGAGCCCUCCGCCAGUCUCCGCGCAGCACUUUCGGCGCGAAUUUGGGGGCGGCGGCCACGGUGCAUCUGGCGCCAGCGACAAGGAGGAGCUUCCAGCGGCGUCGCACGCAGCCGCCGGGGACGCGGGGCCGGGCGCCGCGGACAGUGAGGGGACCGGCGGUCGUGUCGGACUCCCGGGGACGCAGCGCCCUGCUCGGCUCCCCCGGGCCACAUCUAGGGAGAAGGGAUCGUGUCCGUGCCACCUCGCUUCGGCUCCCGCUUGCCCCGGGCUCGGGGACCCGAUGCGACAGGCUCCACGGGACGGAGGGCAGCGCGCUGCGGAGAGCGGAGAGCCCCGGCCGUGGAGUCCCGCACAUGCCUCUGCCGUCACCGCACCCGGGCCUCGGCGGCACUUGCAAGGGAAGCAGCAACGUACCCCCGUCAUCUUGGAUUAUUUCCAGUACCAAGACCUCCACAUGUCAGCAGUAGACUCCUGAUGCGUUCCAUCCUCCUCCAUCUCUCCUCACUACGUUUUUCAGAAAGAGAGGGCCUUCGGGAAACACACCCUUAAAGUGCAGGCAGGCCAGCCAUGAGAGGGUACCUCGUGGCCAUCUUCUUGAGUUCCGUCUUCCUCUAUUAUGUGCUACACUGUAUCCUGUGGGGAACGAAUGGCUAUUGGGUACCACUCGUGGAAAUGAAGAGCAAAACCAUCAAGCCUUGUUCAAAGGAGCCGGCUUUCGCAUCUCUGCUGAGGUUUCCUCAGUUUUACCCAUUUCUGUGUGCAUCUGAUUUUGCAAAGAUUGCUUCCGCGUACGGUACCAAUAACUUUGUUCUGCCCUAUGGGAUAAAGGCAUCAGGGGAAUAUUUUCGAGUUGUCCUUUCAAAACUGAAGAGUUGUGAUGUCUUUGAUGAGCCUGACAAUGUGCCGUGUAAGAGGUGUGUGGUGGUUGGUAAUGGAGGAGUGUUGAAGAAUAAGACACUAGGAGAAAAAAUCGACUCCUAUGAUGUGAUAAUAAGAAUGAAUAAUGGUCCUGUUUUAGGACAUGAAGAGGAUGUUGGGAGAAGGACAACCUUCAGGCUUUUUUAUCCAGAGUCUGUCUUUUCAGACCCCACUCACAACGAUCCCAAUACUACAGCGGUUCUCAUCGUCUUUAAACCACAGGAUUUAAGGUGGCUCUUGGAAGUGAUGAUUGGUCGCAACAUAAACACUAAUGGUUUUUGGAAGAAGCCAGCCUUAAACUUGAUCUAUAAACAACACCAAAUCAGAAUAUUAGAUCCAUACAUCAUCAGAGAAGCAGCUUAUCAACUGCUUCAUUUUCCCACAGUGUUUCCCAAAGGUCAGAAACCCAAACACCCUACGACAGGAAUUAUUGCCAUCACACUGGCAUUUCACAUAUGCAGUGAAAUUCACCUCGCUGGUUUUAAGUACAGCUUUUACAACCCAAAUGGUCCUUUACACUACUAUGGAAAUGCCACUAUGUCUUUGAUGAAUAAGAAUGCAUAUCACAAUGUGACAGCAGAACAGCUCUUUUUAAAGAGCAUUAUAGAGAAAAAUAUGGUAAUCAACUUGACUCAAGAUUGACCAUACAGAUUCAAAAGAUGACGCUAAACAGUAUUAGUUUUAUUUUUGUACUGCAAAUUUUAGUUUAUUUUUAAAUAUGUUGGAUGAACUCAUCAAAUAAUUAUGUGUAUUAAAUCUGUUGCUGCCUGGUGAUUUAUAACCACCAGCUUAAUUUCUGUGAAUAUAUUUAUGAAAUACAAAAAACUUUUAGUUAAGAUAUCAAGGAAAUAUAAAGUUUUGAUUGUGUUGUUUUUAAGACAAGCUACUGUUUUGAGGUGUUUUAAAAUUCCUUUUGGUAGUUCCUUCAUCUUAGAGUUCCAGGCGCUUUAGCUAAUGUCCCUAGUUCUGAUGUUCACGUGUCAUUCUGAGACAAUUAUUUGUUAUGAUUUGUUAUUCCUGGCAUAUGACUGGGGGCCGGGGCAGAAAACUAGAACCACUUGUUGUGGAAGUCCAUGGUGUGUUCAUUGUAGUUUAAUUAAGUUCCCCAUGCAAUUAAUUAAGCCAGUAAUAUCUUGCAGUGUUCGGGAGUAAACCAGAGCCUUUCUUGUACAUGCUAGAUAGACAACACUCUCACCCUGA